Molecule: messenger RNA, 477 nt
Organism: Vigna radiata var. radiata (mung bean)
Lineage: Eukaryota; Viridiplantae; Streptophyta; Magnoliopsida; Fabales; Fabaceae
Product: protein Ycf2-like
Exons: 2
Coding region: 1-477 (158 amino acids)
Source: RefSeq, a predicted model, not a curated record
AUGACUUAUUGGAGUGUGGUCCCUGACAAAUGGAGUUAUUUCGAAGUGGUAGAUGCCAUUAAGGACUUGGGGUAUAUUAAAGUGAUUGAAAUAUUUUAUUGCGUUGAAAAUAUUUUGCAUAAGUUGGUUGAUGACAGAGAUGCAAUGAACAUGGUAAACGUUGCCAAGUAUUUUGGGGAAGUUCACUUGUUUAUGGUUCACGGUGUGGAUGAUGAGCCAGAGGUUGUUGAAAAUGAAGUAACUGAACAAGUUCUUUUGCUCUGUCAUGAAAGUUUAGACAGUGGAGAAGAUAGCCACGUAGGUGGGGGUGAGGAUGAAGUGGAGUUGCGGGGUUUGGAUGAAGUGGAGGUGCAGGGUUUGGAUAAUGAAGUGGAGGUGCAGGGGGAGGAGGAGGAGGAAGUAAAGGUGGAGGAUGAACAACAGGUGCAGGGAGAGGGGGAGGAAGAAGUAGAGGUUAAGGAUGAACAACAUGUGUAG